ACAAGCGCGAACCAAAAUUCAAGUUUUGUUUUUUCGUGGAAAGGCGUCCCAAAAACUAGCCAAAGAUGAAUUCGAACUUUCUAAUAUUAAACAUAGACGUCCACUCCUGGACGGAGCAGGAUGUGCACGUAUUCCCAACGAUUAGCAAGCCCGUUUCGCAUGGCGGAUUUAUUCUCUCGCCAACCGGUCAUUUUGAGCGGAAUGCGCAGGGAAUGCGAUUUAUUGUAAUGCCGUCAAGCAACCGAUUCCCCAUCUCCCUGCGGUCCAAUGAGCCACAGGUGCAGAGGAAAAACCACCAAGUCCUUCUGGACAACAUGCUCCAGUUCAUCGAGUCCACGCGGUUCUCCUUCCUCAAGGUGAACAGCAACAUGCGCGUGGAGCUGAAUGCCCACAUAGUGUGCACCAGCGAAGUUCUCGAGCUGAUGAUGUGUGCUCCCUACGAGAACAAGUCGGGAUGGUCACUGGGCGUCUCCCGCUACAGGAACACCAUGUACAUCUGCCGCCUAGACAGCGAACAACCCGACGCCUUCGAUGGGGACAAUUUCAGGAAGGUCAUGCAAGAAUCCUGGCUAAGAAAGCUGCACAAAUACUGUGUAUUCGAAAACGGCGUCGUGGAGCCCAGGAACCAGCAAUCCCCCGAAGAAACGGGCUGCUUUCAUGGCGUCUUCUCAUUCGACCUAAAUGGCAAUCGAGUUCUGUUCGAUUCACCAGUUCUGGCUGAGCUGAACCCCAAUGGAUUCAAUGGUCCUGCCCACAACUGGGCGGAGCUGCAGUUGCGCCUGGUGCACAUGAACCGAGCCGAUUGGGCAACCCACAAUCGCACGGAGGCCCUCAAAUGGUGGGUCAAGUGCUUCCUUUUGGGCAUCGAAAGCCUUUAUAUAGCCCAUCGCGAUGAGAACGCCUUUGUGCUGAACAUCCAAAAGACUUCUGUUCGGGAUUUGUGGAAAGAUUGCGAAAAGGAUUGGUCGACCGGCGUGUGCGCCAACUUUAUGGUGCGCUUGCUCAAUAGUAUAUCCCAAAUCAUGGCACCGAUCGACUGUCCCAGCACAGUUUACCUAUUCAAAUUCGACCCCACGCGCGGCAAGGUAGCCUACCAGGCCUUCCAAGGACGCAAUCAAUACACAUUCCUGGCGGACUGGUUCCGGACGAUGCUGGACGAUCACAUGGAAGACACCAGAGCAGCUUAGCGACAUUUCAAGAACCUAA
This is a messenger RNA of Drosophila takahashii, 1206 nucleotides long. RefSeq names its product cutoff (gene cuff). Gene Ontology annotation, cellular component: cytosol; nucleus. Gene Ontology annotation, biological process: nuclear-transcribed mRNA catabolic process; NAD-cap decapping. Lineage: Eukaryota; Metazoa; Arthropoda; Insecta; Diptera; Drosophilidae. The record is from RefSeq and is a predicted model, not a curated record.